Molecule: messenger RNA, 1196 nt
Organism: Centrocercus urophasianus (Greater sage-grouse)
Lineage: Eukaryota; Metazoa; Chordata; Aves; Galliformes; Phasianidae
Product: ALK tyrosine kinase receptor-like
Exons: 9
Coding region: 1-1128 (375 amino acids)
Source: RefSeq, a predicted model, not a curated record
AUGUCAUGGCUUAUCCGUGGUGUCUUGCUGGGAAAUAUAUCCUUGGUGCUGGUUGAGAACAAGACAGGGAAGGAGCUGAGCAGGACAUUCUGGCAUUCAGCAAACAACGAAGGUUUGGGAAUAUGGCAGUGGUUGAUCUUACCUCUCCCAGAUAUACUGGACAGGUUUUGGUUUCAGAUUAUUGCUUCAUGGGAAAGAGGAUCCAAUGCCGUUAUUGCUUUUGACAAUGUCUCCCUUAGUCUGGACUGUUUUUUAACAAUCAAUGGAGAGAAGAUACCUCGAAGUACUACUCCAGACUCAAGCAAUUUGCUCACCAGUAGAAGAGGCCCGAAUAAUUUUGGAUGGGAACAAAAACUUCUGGGAAAUCUCCAACUCGGCACCGCCCCCAUUUCUGGUCCAGCAGAUCACUGGCUGUUCACAACAUGUGGUGCUAGUGGAGCCUAUGGCCCAACACAGAGCCAAUGCAAUGAUGCCUACAGGAACUCCAACCUCAGUGUGAUUGUCGGAGCUGAGGGGAUUCUCCAAGGCAUUCAAAUCUGGAGAGUACCAGCAACCAACACAUACAGCAUCUCAGGUUAUGGAGCUGCUGGUGGGAAAGGAGGGAAGAACACCAUGGUGAGAUCCCAUGGCGUGUCUGUACUGGGAAUUUUUGACCUCCAGAAGGAUGAUACGUUGUAUAUCUUGGUGGGACAGCAAGGAGAAGAUGCUUGCCCUAGUACCAAUGACGUUAUACAGAAAGUCUGCAUUGGAGAGAACAAUGUGAUUGAAGAGGAGAUACGUGUGAACAGAAGUGUCAAUGAAUGGGCAGGAGGAGGUGGAGGCGGGGGAGGUGCAACUUAUAUAUUUAAGAUGGAGAAUGGAGAACCAGUCCCCUUGAUAAUUGCAGCAGGAGGUGGUGGCAGGGCCUACAGAGCCAAAACAGACACAUUUCAUCCAGAAAGGCUGGAGAAUGAUUCCUCUGUUCCAGGGCUGAAUGGAAAUUCAGGAGCUGCAGGUGGUGGAGGUGGCUGGAAUGAUAACACUUCCUUCCUGUGGUCAGGAAAAUCCUUGCUGGAAGGUGCUACUGGAGGAAGAUCCUGCCCCCAGGCCAUGAAGAAGUGGGGGUGGCAAUGCUGCAGAGGACAAUGACCCAGAGAUGGAUGGGGAGGAUGGUGUGUCCUUUAUUAAUCCCAUUGGUACUUUAUACACUCCAGCAC